Racocetra persica is the source of this 459-nucleotide messenger RNA. NCBI's taxonomy places the organism in Eukaryota, Fungi, Glomeromycota, Glomeromycetes, Diversisporales, Gigasporaceae. The record is from the annotation of a GenBank genome assembly.
AGUAAACUCAAUUCAUUACUUCAUGGUCACUCUUAUACUGCACAUCCAAUUGGAUGUAUAGUGGCUAGCACUUCCAUUGAAGAAUAUGAAAAUUUGAGUAAAACUAGUAUUGAUUGGAAAAUUGGAAGAGAAAAUUGGAAUGUUAAUGAGGAAAAUCAAAUUUGGAGUUUGUGGAGUAAAGAGAUUGUGGGAAAAAUAUCAUGCUUAGAAAAUGUUGAAGGUGUAUUUGCAUUGGGAACACUAUUAGCAAUCGAAUUAAAGGAUGUUCAUAGUAGUGGUUACUCUUCGGAAGUAUCGUCAACGAUUAUAAAUCAACUUUCAAAUGAUUCUGACGAUAUUUCAAUUUUAGCAAGACCUUUAGGAAAUGUCAUUUAUUUAAUGACUUCAACGAUCAGCAAUAUUCAAAGUAUUAGAAAAAUGGAAGAAAAAGUUUUAAAAUGUUUAGAUAAAAAUUUAUAA